Molecule: messenger RNA, 1455 nt
Organism: Suillus subaureus
Lineage: Eukaryota; Fungi; Basidiomycota; Agaricomycetes; Boletales; Suillaceae
Product: amino acid transporter
Exons: 12
Coding region: 1-1455 (484 amino acids)
Biological process (GO): amino acid transport; transmembrane transport
Cellular component (GO): membrane
Molecular function (GO): transmembrane transporter activity
Source: RefSeq, a predicted model, not a curated record
AUGCUCGAGUCAGAACGUCGAGAUUCCAAUGCAGGAGAGGACAAGGAAGAAGCAUGUGAUGUUGCCGUGACUGAUCAACGCCUUCAGGACCUGGGCUACAGGGCCGAAUUCCGCCGGGAGAUGUCUCUCUUCGGAGUACUUGGGAUAUCGUUCUGCGCCAUUGGCAUUCUGACUGGAAUGAGCAGUGCGUUUCAGACAGGGUUGUUCUCUGGAGGCCCGGUUGGUUUGUUCUGGGGAUGGAAUAUAUGCAGUUUCUUUAUGUUUCUGAUCGCUUUAAGCCUUGCAGAGAUUUGCAGUACAUACCCAACAAUGGGAGGACUCUACUUUUGGGUUUGCAAAAUGAAACCAGACACGCCUAUCCUUGGCUUCUUCACUGGCUGGCUUUAUUCCAUGGCUAUGGUGUUUACUGGCAUUUCCGGAAAUUUGAGUGUCGCUCUAUACCUUGCAUCGAUGGCAGAGGUUGGACAAGGAAGGACUUUGACGAGAGUAGAAAUCACUGCGAUCGCUUGGGCCAUGAACAUAUUCUCUGGUAUUAUCAAUACCAUCGGAACGAAGGCCAUAGGACGAAUGAGCACGUUUAAUGUCUGGUGGACGUUGGGCGGGACGUUUGUGCUGGCCAUCACCCUGCUUGUGAAAGCGCCUGUGAAGAAUUCUCCUGACUUCGUGUUCACGAAUUUUCAAAACUUCACCGGUUGGGAAUCGAGAGGUUUUGUUGUGCUUCUUGGGUUUCUUCAGGCUGUAUACACGCUCGAGGGAUGUGAAACAGCAGCUCAAGUGGCAGAAGAAGCUGUGCGCGCAGAAAUCCUGGCCCCGCUCGCUGUGGUAGGCAGCAUUGCAGGCUCUUGGCUGAUCGGUCUCGUGUACAUGCUUUCACUUCUUUUCGCGGUCCAGAACAUCGCAUCCGUUCAGGCUACAACAUUCGCCAUCCCAAUUUCUCAACUCUUCUACGAUGCUGUCGGGCCACAGUUAGCGCAAUUGUGCCUGGUUGUGGUGACGCUUGCCCAAGUAAUGGCUGCGAUUACAAAUUUUACUGCAAGCUCAAGGCUGUUCUAUGCGCUCGCAAGAGAUAAUGCGUUCCCCGUCUUGAUAGGAUGCAUUAUAUCGUGUGCUUACAUCGGGUCUGCUGUUGCAUUUAACGCCAUCUUAUCCUCAGCAGCUACAUCGGUGAUGUUGAGCUACAUGCAACCCAUCGUCAUUCGCGUGUUCUGGCCUAACUCCAUUGAAGACUUUGGACCUUUUUGCCUCAGGAAAUGGUCAUGGCCAGUGAACUUUGCAAGUUUUGCGUUCUGCGUUUUCAUCUGCAUUUUAUUCGUCCUACCUACGGCAUACCCGGUGAACGUCCUCAACAUGAACUAUGCAAUUGUUGCUGUUGGCGGUCUUUUGGUCAUAAUCACGAUCAACUGGUUUUGGUGGGGAAAGCAUAGCUUUAAAGGUCCUGUUAAAACAUUCGUUUAA